Messenger RNA from Ruditapes philippinarum (Manila clam), 861 nucleotides. RefSeq lists its product as uncharacterized. The transcript is spliced from 3 exons. The record is from RefSeq and is a predicted model, not a curated record. NCBI's taxonomy places the organism in Eukaryota, Metazoa, Mollusca, Bivalvia, Venerida, Veneridae. The annotation marks the transcript as partial.
AUAUAUUUCUUAUUGAAAUGAUACGCUUAAAACACUAGAUGUACGUUAAUAGCAGGAACAAUAGGAAAAUGUCAUUAAAGGGUCAGAGGAGCACAAAAGACCGGGAGCGGAAUUCAAAUUCAAUGAAAAUGAUGUUAUAAAUAUGUACUUGAGAUAUUGAAAAUGAAUAGCAUUUUAAAAAUGUGGUGUUUGUCUUGAUUCUACGGGAGGAAAUGGUUUCAAACAUUCAUAGAACUGUUUCAAUGAUUUUCCUUAGGCUGAUAGUUAUUUUAUAGAAAUAAAGAGGGAGAUUUUAAACGCGCUUUUAACUUCAAUAGAAAUUGUGUGAAAAUGUUUGAAUGUUAAUGCGUGGAAGGAAUCUAAAUAAAUCGUUUAAAAAGAAAAAGGAAAGUACUAAAUAUGGAGGGUGAAAAAAUUGAAGCAGAUGCUAAAUCUAAUCAGUUCGAUAUAUGGGGCCUUAUCAGGCGGGCGAACACAACGGACCCGUACAUACUUAUGGCAAAACAUCGUAUGAACAAAAGCCCUUCAAAACGAGCAAAAACCACCGGUAAAUUGGUAGGCCGACGGCGUCGUCGGGUGUCGACGGCGGAAAGCGUUGAUGGAGAUUCGAACAGAAGCGUGACCAGCCUUGACAUGUAUGAUGAAGGGCCAGGAGAUGACUUUGACUUUGAUGCGGAGGAAGAGGUUCACGAUUCACGCUCACCAAUGGAGCACUGCCAAGAUAUGUACAACAAGGCAUGCAAAGAGUUUGGCGUCCACCCAGUUGCAAAUUUUCACAACGCCCUGAAAACAGACAAGUGCGUGUUACGUCAUAGACAGAUGACAGCAGACGAGAUAAAAGCAAUAGCAGUUGCGUUAGUU